Molecule: messenger RNA, 2109 nt
Organism: Candidula unifasciata
Lineage: Eukaryota; Metazoa; Mollusca; Gastropoda; Stylommatophora; Geomitridae
Source: the annotation of a GenBank genome assembly
AUGGCCACCGCUGGGUACAAACACUUGAAUGAGGAGCUUGGGUCUCCUUCUGCCGCUGACAAACCCUGGAAUGCAAAUCUCUCUGAGACAUCUCUGAGGGAUGCAGCUUUUUCAUCACAGUUAUCACAAUACCCUAGUCAGAUGGACAAUACAGAAGUUGAUGUGGAGAAUUCAGUGAAAUCUAAGUCAAAAUCUCAGAAGACUUCUAUCUGGCGACUUAAAUCUGACAGUGGCAAAUACAAAGCGAUGAGACCAACCGCUGUCAAAGAACUGAACGAGCGUGAUGUGGAGGGGGAUGGUGCUAACCAUAAUGAUACAAGCUCUAAAGCCCAUUUAAAAUUAGACAACAAAAAGGAACUGACCCUCUCUAAGAUCCACGUCAUCAUAUGUUGUUUACUGAUCUCCUGCGUGGUCCUUAUAGCAUUCACUACCAUCUACGUUUUCAUUAUCCUACCCUCUAACAAAGGAAGAGUCCUUUAUCCAGAUGGCAAGACUCACCUUAAUUAUGAAUCUCAAAACUUUGGUGACAACGUGGUUUCAACGUCAUGUGGUCUUGUACGUGGUACUCAAGAGCAAGGGGCUUACGUGUUUAAAGGAAUCCCUUAUGCUCUUCCACCCACUGGCUCGAGACGAUGGAAAGCUCCAGUACCCAGAAGCCCUGACACCAACACAUGUUGGGACGGCAUUUACCCUGCCAUAGCAUUCAGUAGCAAAUGCGUUCAGCCCAAGUUCGAUAACGUAUCGGCCAUUGAAGGCAGUGAGGAUUGUUUAUACGUGAACGUUUGGUCUCCAUCUUUAAACCCACAGACACGCCUUCCUGUCUUGGUGUGGUUCCACUCAGGAGAUUUCGUCUAUGGUUCAGGGCAUAUGCCAGGCAUGUCCCCCAGUCCAGAGAUUGCUGUGGCUACCAAUUCUGUGUACGUCAGUUUUAAUUACAGACUGGGAGCUUUAGGUUUUCUUGCCCUGGAUGAGCUGAGAGUGGGGUCCAGGGGACCUGCUGGAAAUUAUGGGUUUAUGGACCAGCAGCUGGUGCUUAUGUGGGUGAGGGACAACAUUCGUCAGUUUGGAGGAGAUGAAAAUAUGGUCACAAUUUUCGGUCAUGGAUCUGGAGCAACGUCAGUUCAUGCCAUGUUAUCAUCUGCCGGCAGCAGUGGACUUUUCCACAAGGCUUGGCUGACUGGUCCAGUAGCUGUUCUGAAUAAAACCGUUGAUGAAGCCUGCAGAGACAACAGUGUGUUCAUGCAGAACACAGGCUGUAAGGAUGCACACUGUCUCCGCCAGCUAACCGCAGAGGUCAUAUCAAGAUCAUCUCCAUGGCCACUUCAGGCUCAGUGGACUCUUGAUGAGCUUUUCAGUAUCCCACAGAAAAGCCAGCUCAGAAACGAUCUGCCCAUAUUUGAUGGUCAUGUGGUUCACUGGUCAUCUCAGAAAUCAGGACCUGAUGGUCCAGUAGUGCCUGUUGUAUUUGGUUCAGCCUACUUUGAUUUCAGCAGUUUGAAGACAGAAGCGGCCGUAGUCAACAUGACAUGGAAGGAUUAUGACGAUAUGAUGAUACAUCUUGUUGACUUGCUGGGUGCAGAUGCCAUUAAAACAGCAAAGUCUCUCUAUUCAGAUAAGGACAUCUUAAAAUACAUCAGUCCCAGCAGAUUUCCCUCGACUCCAAGUGCCCAGUUUUCUCACAUCAUCGGGGAUAUUAAAGAUAUAUGCCCCGUGAAAAUACUUGCAGACGAUUUUAUUUAUUUGUAUUCUGGCUCUGCCCCGGUGUAUAUGUACAUAACUGAAUUGUACCCAUCCCAGAACAUGAAAUUUGCAGGCACUGAGAAGGAAACAUUUAUUGGCUGGGAUAUUGCCGCCUUUUUUGACAGUUUCCAGGAUUUGAACUUGAAAGUAGGUCAAGGGGAGGUGAACUUCCAGAAUGUUAUUAGGGAUGAGAUUAUGACCUUUGUCAGGUCAAGUCAUCCAGACGCAUCGAGAUGGGACACUGCUGAUGUCAAUGUUGGCAUCUUUAGCCAUGAUGUCACAGUUACACCUGUAACUUCUGAAUAUUUCCAUAAAUGUAACUUGUGGAAACAGAAUCAGUUUUUUAAAUACAGGUGGAAUGAUGGAUGA